AUGUGUCAGCUCAAAGACAGCAUGGGGGUCCAUGGCUGUGGAGGGGGCCGGGGGGACGACAGGGGGUCAGCCAAGGGCCACCCGUGGUCACCCCGUCACCACUCUCCCCCUGUCCUCCCACCCUCACCUCGUCUGCACUCUCCCCCUGUCCUCCCACCGUCACCUCGUCUGCACUCUCCCCCGUCCUACCACCCUCACCUCGUCUCCACUCUCCCCCGUCCUACCACCCUCACCUCGUCUCCACUCUCCCCCGUCCUCCCACCCUCACCUCGUCUGCACUCUCCCCCUGUCCUCCCACCCUCACCUCGUCUCCACUCUCCCCCGUCCUACCACCCUCACCUCGUCUCCACUCUCCCCCUGUCCUCCCACCCUCACCUCGUCUGCACUCUCCCCCUGUCCUCCCACCCCUCACCUCGUCUCCACUCUCCCCCGUCCUACCACCCCUCACCUCGUCUCCACUCUCCCCCGUCCUAUCACCCUCACCUCGUCUCCACUCUCCCCCGUCCUACCACCCUCACCCCGUCACCACUCUCCCCCGUCCUACCACCCUCACCUCGUCUGCACUCUCCCCCUGUCCUCCCACCCUCACCUCUUCUUCACUCUCCCCCGUCCUCCCACCCUCACCUCUUCUGCACACUCCCCCUGUCCUCCCACCCUCACCUCGUCUGCACUCUCCCCCUGUCCUCCCACCCUCACCUCUUCUUCACUCUCCCCCUGUCCUCCCACCCUCACCUCGUCUGCACUCCCCCCCUGUCCUACCACCCUCACCUCGUCUCCACUCUCCCCUGUCCUACCACCCUCACCUCGUCUCCCCCUCCAUAUAUCCUACCACCCUCACCUCGUCUCCCCCUCCAUAUAUCCUACCACCUUUACCCCAUCUCCAUUCUCCCCCUGUCCUCCCACUCUGGCAACUAUGGCUCCAGCCUGCCAGAUUUACCGCCACGCUGA
Molecule: messenger RNA, 948 nt
Organism: Salmo salar (Atlantic salmon)
Lineage: Eukaryota; Metazoa; Chordata; Actinopteri; Salmoniformes; Salmonidae
Source: RefSeq, a predicted model, not a curated record